Messenger RNA from Monopterus albus (swamp eel), 1100 nucleotides. RefSeq names its product tumor protein, translationally-controlled 1 (gene tpt1). Gene Ontology annotation, cellular component: cytoplasm. The coding region runs from base 98 to 610 and encodes 170 amino acids. The transcript has 6 exons. Lineage: Eukaryota; Metazoa; Chordata; Actinopteri; Synbranchiformes; Synbranchidae. Gene Ontology annotation, molecular function: calcium ion binding. The record is from RefSeq and is a predicted model, not a curated record.
AGUGCCUCGCGGGCGGAUCGGUCUUUUACCUCUCACAUGCUCUUAGGGCUGUAGGCCUGUUCUCUGUCUCUGGACGACUUAACACCUAAACACCAAAAUGAUUAUCUAUAGAGACAUCCUGAGCGGUGAUGAGAUGUUCUCAGACGCCUUCAAAAUUACAGUAUCUCAAUGCGGGUUCUUGUAUGAAGUUGAAGGAAAGACUGUCACCAGGACAGAUGGGUUUGAUGAAAGUUCAAUUUCAUCCAAUCCUUCUGCUGACGAAGUGAGCGAGGCCUCUGAGACUACUUCUGUUAUGGGCGUGGAUAUCAUCCUUAACCACAGACUGCAGAAGACAUCCUUCACCAAGAAGCAAUACAUGACAUACAUUAAGGGUUACAUGAAGAUGCUCAAGGUCAAGCUGGAGGAGACCAAUCCAGCUAGAGUGGAGGACUUCAUGGCUGGAGCUGGAGCACUUGUUAAGAAGAUCACAGCAAACCUCGAUAACUACGAUUUUUACACCGGAGAGAACAUGAACCCAGAAGGCAUGGUAGGACUGCUGGACUACCGUGAGGACGGCACCACACCGUACAUGCUUUUCAUGAAAGAUGGUCUGGAGAUCGAGAAAUUUUAACUACCUGGAAUUCCAUCUGCUUUUCAACUGGCUGCUGCUUCGCAAAUGGCCCCAAGAGCAGACUGAAGAGCACGAUUUUGCAUCUUGCCUGAACGGAAACAUUCUUGAACAAUUUCUUGUAUAUUCACAGCCCACAGCACCACACCAAAAGGAUCAGUCAUGAUUGGUUACUGAGUUUUUACCUUCAUCUCUAUAUUCAUCAUCUUUUUGGCUUUUUGCAGCAUCAGAUUUUUUUUUUUUUUUUUUUUUUUUUUUUUUUUUUUUUUGUCCAAGGAUUGGCCCAGUUUUUGUGAUUGAAAAUAAAAAAGGCAGGACAGUGAAUGAGGCUCUAACUGAAAGAAGAUGCGUUUUCUUCUGUCUGCAUACUGUUUUAGCAAUGAUCCGUACAGGUUGACCUCCUCAGACCUCUGUGUUUAUGGUUGCAUUAAAUAAGAUUUCAUCUAUGAUAAAAAAAGACUUGAUUUCAAAAUAAAAUCCAGUACCACCACCA